AUGGCGCCCUCAAAGUCUCAAACCAAGGGCGCGCUGUCGGCCCUGUCAGCUCUGGACGCGUUUCCCAAAGUCAAUGAAGACUUUUACCACAAGACUGCUUCUGGUGGCGUCAUCACCGUGGUUGCGUAUGCUUUCAUGCUCCUGCUCUUCCUAACAGAAACACGGCUGUAUCUGGCCGUCCAGCGGACCCACGAGCUGCAGGUUGACUCCACCAUUGGUGCCACCAUCAGCAUCGAUGUGGACGUCACGUUCCCACGCAUGCCCUGCGCAUGGCUCAGCCUGGACGCAAUGGACGUGUCAGGAGAGCUGCAUUUAGACGUGGAGCAUGACGUUUACAAGCAGCGGCUGUCGCAGGGCGGCACCCCAGUCUCUGAGGCCGAGCGCCACCUGCUGUCUGCCUCUGCUGCGCUCAACGGGGCAAACAGCAGCGGCUCGGGCGACAACGGGACUGCGGCGGCGUGCGGCAAUUGCUACGGCGCUGAGGACGAGGCACACCCCUGCUGCAGCACGUGCGACGAUGUGCGUGAUGCAUACCAGCGCAAGGGCUGGAUGAUGCUGAAGCUCACGGACGUCACCCAGUGCGCAGACACCCAGUACUUCGAUUCUAUUAAGACCCAGGAGGGCGAGGGCUGCCGCAUGUGGGGGCGCCUUCACGUGAACAAGGUGGCGGGCAACUUCCACUUUGCCGCUGGCCGCAGCUACCAGCAGGGCAGCGUUCACGUCCACGACAUCUCGCCUUUCAACGGGAAGACCCUAGAUUUCACCCACGACAUCAAGAAGCUCAGCUUUGGGCCGCAGUACCCGGGAAUGAAGAACCCACUGGAGGGCGUCUCAUCAGCAGCGCCUGGCGGCCUCGGGGAGGCGGCGCUGGCCGCCGCGGCGAACAAAAAAGGACGAGCGGCUGCAGCGGGGGAGGGCAAGGAGAAGGAGACCCAGACAAAGGGCAGCAAAGUGGCUGUGGCAGCACCACCAGGAAUGUACCAGUACUUUUUGAAGGUUGUCCCCACUGUUUACGUCGAUCCCUCGAACAAGACCCUUGUUUCAAACCAGUACAGCGUGACAGAGCACUUCCGGGAGAGCACGCCGACGCCGGCCAAUGCUGUUGCGCCGACCGGCAACAACGCCCGCACCCUGCCGGGAGUAUUUUUCUUCUACGACCUGUCCCCCAUCAAGGUCCACAUUGCCGAGUCGAGGUCGUCGUUCCUGCAUUACCUCACAAACCUUUGCGCCAUCGUGGGCGGCAUCUUUGCGGUGUCCGGCCUGCUGGACGGCGCGGUGCAUCAGGGGGAACGCAUCAUCCGAACCAAGAUGCAGAUGGGCAAGUUCUCUUGA
Molecule: messenger RNA, 1332 nt
Organism: Monoraphidium neglectum
Lineage: Eukaryota; Viridiplantae; Chlorophyta; Chlorophyceae; Sphaeropleales; Selenastraceae
Product: Endoplasmic reticulum-Golgi intermediate compartment protein 3
Exons: 10
Coding region: 1-1332 (443 amino acids)
Cellular component (GO): endoplasmic reticulum; COPII-coated ER to Golgi transport vesicle
Source: RefSeq, a predicted model, not a curated record